UAUCUCUUUCUCCUAAUUUCAGAUUCUACAUAGUCGCUGUGGUAGCUUUCACCUUUUCCUCUGAAAUCAUGCAAAAUCAAAGCUUUGUAACUGAGUUUAUCCUCUUGGGGCUUUCACAGAAUCCAAAUGUUCAAAAAAUAAUAUUUGUGAUAUUUUUGUUUGGCUACAUUGCAACCAUUGGGGGCAAUUUGCUAAUUGUGGUGGCCAUCAGCAGCAGCCCAGCACUUCUGGGCUCCCCCAUGUACUUGUUUCUGGCUUUCCUGUCCUUCCUGGAUACGUGCUUCUCCUCCGUCAUGGCCCCAAAGAUGAUUGUGGACUCCCUCAGUGUGAGGAAAACCAUCUCCUUCAAGGGCUGCAUGACCCAGCUCUUUGCUGAACACUUCUUUGCUGGAGUGGAGAUGAUUGUUCUCACCAUCAUGGCCUAUGACCGCUAUGUGGCCAUUUGCAAGCCUUUGCACUACCUCUCCAUCAUGAACUGGAGGCUCUGUGGUAUUCUGAUGGGGGUAGCCUGGACAGGGGGCUUCUUGCAUUCUGUAGUACAAAUCCUCUUUACUUUCCAGCUGCCCUUCUGUGGCCCUAAUGUCAUUGAUCACUUCAUAUGUGAUUUGUACCCAUUAUUGAAACUUGCCUGCACUGACACUCACAUCCUUGGCUUUUUGGUUGUGGCCAGUAGUGGGUUAAUCUGCAUCAUAAACUUCUCCUUGUUGCUUAUCUCCUAUUGUGUCAUCUUGUUCUCACUGAGAACUCAUAGCUCUGAAGGUCGGCGGAAAGCUCUGUCCACCUGUGGAUCUCACAUUGCUGUUGUGGUUUUGUUCUUUGUCCCUUGCAUAUUUGAGUAUGCACGACCUCCAUCUGCUUUCUCCUUCGACAAGAUGGUGACUAUAUUUUACACCAUCCUAACUCCCCUGCUCAAUCCUUUGAUUUACACUUUCAGGAAUAAGGAAGUGCAAAAUGCCAUGAGGAAGUUGUGUAGCAGAUUGCUGGUGGUUUCUGAUGACAAAUAAAACAUUAAUCUAAAAAAAAUGUAUAACUUCAAGAUUAAAAAAAAUCAGAACGUGGUUAGUCAAGAACUUUGUAGAGAAUGGACCUUGUAAAACAGAAGGUAAUGUAAUGCAACAGAAGAACGCUCAAGAGGAGGUCAGGAAAUGCUUCUUCUGCCCUCAGAUCACUCCUCAACUUGAUGUUGGCAGUUCAACAUCCUUAUACAAGAACUUAAGAGAGUUUAAUUUUAUGCUUAUUUAGAAUAUAAUAAUAAAGGAAAU
Trichechus manatus latirostris (Florida manatee) is the source of this 1262-nucleotide messenger RNA. RefSeq names its product olfactory receptor 4C15-like. NCBI's taxonomy places the organism in Eukaryota, Metazoa, Chordata, Mammalia, Sirenia, Trichechidae. The transcript has a single exon. Gene Ontology annotation, biological process: G protein-coupled receptor signaling pathway. Gene Ontology annotation, molecular function: G protein-coupled receptor activity; olfactory receptor activity. Bases 69 to 1004 code for a protein of 311 amino acids. Gene Ontology annotation, cellular component: plasma membrane. The record is from RefSeq and is a predicted model, not a curated record.